GUGCUUACGUCACUGGAGCGCGCCGGAGGAAGCUGCCUCAGCCUCAUGGCUGCUGGGUCCUCGGCGGUCCAGCCGCCAAAGGCGGCCUCUGAAGGGAUAGUGGCAGGACCGGCUGGCGUCCUACCUUGUCUCGAGCUGCCGACCUACGCCGCUGCUUGUGCGCUGGUGAACAGCCGCUACUCGUGCCUCGUGGCUGGGCCGCACCGAAGACACAUCGCCUUGUCGCCCCGCUACCUUAACAGGAAACGCACCGGCAUCCGGGAGCAGCUAGAUGCCGAGCUCCUUCGCUAUUCCGAAAGCCUUUUAGGUGUCCCUAUUGCAUAUGAUAAUAUCAAAGUUGUGGGUGAACUGGGAGAUAUUUAUGAUGAUCAAGGACACAUUCAUCUUAACAUUGAAGCAGAUUUUGUAGUUUUCUGCCCUGAACCAGGGCAAAAGCUUAUGGGUAUAGUCAAUAAAGUAUCUUCUAGCCAUAUUGGCUGUCUCGUACAUGGAUGUUUUAAUGCCUCCAUCCCAAAGCCUGAGCAGAUGUCUACUGAGCAGUGGCAUACUGUGGAGAUAAACGUGGGUGAUGAACUGGAAUUUGAAGUAUUUCGUUUAGACUCAGAUGCUGCUGGAGUGUUUUGCAUUCGAGGAAAACUAAAUAUCGCUAGUUUACAAUCUAAGUGCAUUGGAAUGUCAGAAGAAGUAGCAGAAACUGUCACAGAUGAAGCUGUUGAAAAAAUUUUGAAGAAGAAAAAGAAAAAAAAGAAAGCCCCAGAAACAGAUGAAGUGGAUGUUAGCAUCACAGAGCUCACAGAUUUAGAAGAUGUGACUCCAAAGGAAGAGGCAGACCUGCAGAUUAGUAAUCCUGUGAAUGAUCUCUGUGAAGAAGAGCCAAAGAAGAAAAAGAAGAAGAAGAAAAAGCAGCAGGAGUAUCAGGAUCAGGACCCUGUUCUCCAAGGUAGUGACUCCAGUGGUUACCAAAGUGACCAUAAAAAGAAAAAAAAGAAAAGAAAACACAGUGAAGAGGCUGAACUCUCCCCAGUUCUGGAAUGCUCACCUAAAAAGAAAAGAAAAAAGUAAUUUUAUUUAGGACUUUUUAAAUAUGAUAACAUUUGUCAAGACUAUACAAAAAAGAGAAAUAAAUAUUUGGAAUGAUAUGAAAUGCUUAUGUGUGCCAAUAGUUUAUAAAACAGGGAAUACUCAGGUAGUAGUUGGAAAGUUUUUGUGCUGGGUAAUGCCAGUAUUAAAAGUACCAUUUUAUUGUGUAUAGAAAGUGAUAAAUGUUGCUCUCAUUCUUGAUUCUUAGAGAUGUUGCAAUAUAAAAUUGUUUUUAUACCCUCAACAGUAGCAAAAAAAGCAUAUUUUUUUUUUCCUGGUAAUGAGUUUUACCUUUAGCCAAACACUGUUUUUAGUUUGCUUUAAAAAAAAAAAAAAAAAAAACUCAGUACAUUUUUCAGUUUUUAGUUUUCUUUUAUCAUAGCUACAGUGUUGCUGUUGUUUUUAACAUAAAAUCAAUUGCCAAAGGAACCCCUGGAGUUUAGAUUUCUUAAGUACUAUGUCGCUGUUGAAUGUCCAGUGAGAGAUAGUAUUCACUAUUAUAUCCUUCCGUCUUUGUAUAUUUUAAUUCUUGACAGAUGGAUAUAAACAGUUCUUGUAAUGAAAGUUGUACUUCUUUCUUUUAUGGAGUGCAAUAUUAAAGGAAGAGCAUACAUAUAUACAUACAUACAAUACAAAUAUGGAAAUACAGAUAAUUAAUAAUUGUGGCAUGUGCCAUGAAGAAAAUGAUCAACCACUCCAGUUACCUACAUUAGUAUUGGCAGAUAGAUGAAUGAUUGCCACUUUUGGUGCCGUUCUAUCUAAUACAGACAAAGCACUAGUCUCAAAGUUUAAUGUUUGAUACCGAGCAAAUUCUGCUAGUGGUAUACUUGGUCUAAUCUGUAAGAAUAUGAGGAAGACUUCUAAGGUGUUUGACGGUUCACAGCAUUGGUCUACAAGGAGAUGUGUCAGACACUAGAAAUAUGCUAGCUAGUGUCUUUCAUUACAGUUGAAUUUUUGAAAUGACUUGUCCAAAUUAAGAUGUUAUUAAGUAUAAAGUACUAUAAGGUUUUCAAGAUACACAAAAAAGAUAUACAAAAAAUGAUUUACAAGAUACGCUUUUUAAUUCAAUUUUUAUACUGAUGAAAUCAUAACUAUUUUUGUAUAGGGCGUUAAGUAAUAUACUAAUUGCAGUCUGUUUUCAGUUCAUUUUUCUACAAAGGUUAAAGAUUGUAUAAGAGUCCUCAUUAUCUUUCUUAGAAGUGUUACUUAGAACAAAAUGAGUGUUGAAAAUGGGUUGAAACAAAGUAAGUUACCAAGAUUUAAUGUAGUGAAAUACCCACAAAAUGUUCACUUUAAAUUUUAUAAUUGAGAUUGUUGGACAAUAUGGGAAGUAAGUGAAAUAAUUCUAAAUAUUCCAUGCAUAUCAAGAAAAAUAGCAAAUUAAUGGUACUUAUGGAAAGAAACAUUGCAAUUUAGCAAAAAAAAAAAACCAAAUCCCAUUGUUUUUAUUUUGCUUCGGGUAUUGUUUCUGCUGUGUUUUACUUAAAAAAAAAAAAAAAAUGCCACUUUGAAGAAAGAAGGGUGGCACCUGAGAUUUAUUAUCUUAAUCCUCAUGAUUAAGGAUUCAAAUUUUUCCUCUGUGUCUAUUAUGUUAUGUGGGUACAAAGUUUUAAACACAGAGGAAUCCAGGUGGACCUAAUGCAAUCACAUGGCGCUCUUUAAUACCAGAAAAUUUUCUACAGCUGAUGACAGAUGAGGAAGUGAGAAAGUUCUGGAAUGUGGAAAACAUGAUAGAAGGUAGGCGCUUUCUAACUGAAGAUGAGGAGCUAUGUGGCAUGGGCCUGAUUAACUGAGAAGUACCCCUGGUGAACAGCCAGCAGCAAAAUUAUACUACAUACAACAGAGUUCUGCCAGUUAUAAAAAUAGUCCAAGAAGUAGAUUUUUUUCCUCAGAUUCUCCAGGUAAGAAUUUAGUUAUUAACAAGUUAGUAUCAGUCGUAUGAAAUUGCAGGUAGAGAAUCUACCCCAAGCCUGUUAGACUUCUGACUGAUACAACUUCAAACUGCACAGUAGUUGUUCUUUUAAGCCAUAAGUCUGGUGAUUUUUUUUUUAAGAGAAUAAAACCAAACAAAACAGAAUAAAGCCAAGGAAAACAAAACAGUGAAAGCCAUACAGGACUUCAAAACAAAAUAAUAGGAGAUUAACAAUGGCUGCCAUAAUGUCUCUUGUUACCUUCAAAAUAGCUGCCCAUACCAUCGGACCUAAUAAAAUCAAAUAAAGAACCAAUCAAAACAAAACCGAAAGUGAUACAGGAUUUUAAAACAAUAGGAAAUUGACAUUGGUACCAUGAUACAUCAUGUUAUGUUCAAAAUAGCAGCCCAUGCCAUCAGAAAAAACCAAACAAGACAGAGUAAGGCCAAUCAAAACAUAGUAAUGAAAGUGAUACAAGACCUCAAAAUAAUAGGAAAUUAACAGUGACUACCAUCUUCUCUUUUUAGAUGUUUCCUCCCCUUUCACUCUCACAAUGUCUAUUGUACAUUUUGGAUUCCACUAACUCCUUUAGCUUUUUAUACUAGGGAGACAAUAUGAUGUUCAACUGUGUGAAUCCAAACCAUUUCACCCAAGAGCACAAUCACAAGUUGUAUCCAUUUACCUGCAAGAGCUUCAUGUUUACUUUUCUUAAUGGCUGAGUAGGUUUCCAUUGUAAAAAAGUGCUGUAUCUUUCUUAUUCAUUCUGUAAUGAUUUGUCACAGACACAUAAUCAACUAAUACAGUUGUGUGAUAUAUAAUAGUUCAGUCAGUGACUGACCACAUUUCUGAGGGAAGCUAUGCCGGAUAGCUUAGGUGUGAAGAAGGCUGUGCCACUUACCUUUCCGUAAGUGUAUUUGCAUAAGUACCCAACAAUGAAAUAAACACAUUUCUCAGAAUGUAUUUCAGUUGUUAAACAAUAUAUGACUAAAACAGCCUUAUGAUACAGUUUGAUACCUAGUUACAUUGUGUACUUACAAAAUUGUAUUGAUUAAUCUUUAUAUAUGUCUUUUGGAUGCAUGAAAAAAUUGAUUUUAUCUCAAAAAUGCUUUGGGGCCGUAUCCAAUGGCAGUACAACCGUAUUCUGUAGUUUUCCUCACCAAUAAAAAUGUUAAGUUCUUA
Messenger RNA from Cavia porcellus (domestic guinea pig), 4169 nucleotides. It is a transcript of the gene Polr1f, whose product is annotated as RNA polymerase I subunit F. Gene Ontology annotation, biological process: DNA-templated transcription initiation; DNA-templated transcription. NCBI's taxonomy places the organism in Eukaryota, Metazoa, Chordata, Mammalia, Rodentia, Caviidae. The coding region runs from base 46 to 1062 and encodes 338 amino acids. Gene Ontology annotation, cellular component: RNA polymerase I complex. The transcript has 4 exons. The record is from RefSeq and is a predicted model, not a curated record.